This is a messenger RNA of Plasmodium cynomolgi strain B, 615 nucleotides long. Its product is annotated as cop-coated vesicle membrane protein p24 precursor. The annotation marks the transcript as partial. Gene Ontology annotation, biological process: endoplasmic reticulum to Golgi vesicle-mediated transport; intracellular protein transport; Golgi organization. Lineage: Eukaryota; Apicomplexa; Aconoidasida; Haemosporida; Plasmodiidae. Gene Ontology annotation, cellular component: endoplasmic reticulum; Golgi apparatus; endoplasmic reticulum-Golgi intermediate compartment. The transcript is spliced from 4 exons. The record is from RefSeq and is a predicted model, not a curated record.
AUGGCCUUUUUGAAAAGCCCUGUUGCUGUGUUACUCCUGCUGGUGUUGCUAUCGCUCGUAGCGCGCUGCACCCACUUUAUCGUAGGUCCUCUGGAGAAGGAUUGCCUUCACUUCCGAGUUGACAAAAAUAACGUCAUUGUUGGGUCGUAUGAAAUAAUCGACAAGAACGCAUUGUGUUUAAUGUACAUAGUCAACGCAAAUGACAAAAAAAGGGAGAAAAUUUUCAAGUCGAAUAAUGUACAGGACAAGUUCGAGAUAAAGGUUGCAAAGGCUGGCACCUAUUCCUUCUGCUACGAGAACAAGAAAAAAGCAGAAAUAACAGUAAUGUUUACUUUGAGGGUGAAAGAAAGCCACGAUGCUGUCGACGCGGAGUUGGGUACAGCAGAUGAUGUACAAAAAAUAAAUAACGAAGCAUCCCAGUUGUAUGAACAAUUUUUUGAAGUCCUUGAAGAGCAAGAAAAAAUGAUGGAGACGACAGACUUGUACAAGCAAUUUAACGAAAAAAUGAAUUCGAAAUUAAUUCUGUGGUCAGAAGUACAAAUAAUACUGCUAAUUGUGUUAACCAUAAUUCAUAUAUUCUACAUAAAGUCCUUUUUCGAAAUAAAAACCAUCGUC